Messenger RNA from Periophthalmus magnuspinnatus, 5016 nucleotides. It is a transcript of the gene zdhhc5b, whose product is annotated as zinc finger DHHC-type palmitoyltransferase 5b. The transcript has 12 exons. Gene Ontology annotation, biological process: protein palmitoylation. Bases 1304 to 3421 code for a protein of 705 amino acids. The record is from RefSeq and is a predicted model, not a curated record. NCBI's taxonomy places the organism in Eukaryota, Metazoa, Chordata, Actinopteri, Gobiiformes, Gobiidae. Gene Ontology annotation, molecular function: palmitoyltransferase activity.
AUGUCGGCCUAGCUAACCGAGCUAACGAGUUUGUUUGCUGCUAACUCAAGGAUGACCGAAACGACCAACACCCUGCACCAAAAGCAAGCAGUUUGAGCGAAAUUAUGUACACCAAAGUUUUUUCGUCUGUUCUCAGUGAUGUACGGAAAGCGGAUUAUAAUUUCACCCGAGGAGUGAUUUGCCACAGUGAGGCUGUCUAUUAAGCUUCAAUCUUCCAUGCUAGUCAGUUUAGCUAACUUCAGUGGUGGAAGACUGAUAAGCGUCGCAAAAAACUUUUCAAGCAAGGGGGAUCUUGUAUAAAUCCAAACACUGUGGAAUGAAAUCUGCUGGAAAAUAGGAGAGAAAUAUGCAACAGAUAAUAUGAUCUACUGCUCCAUGGCUUCCAAAGAAGAAUCCACAAUAGGAGAGGACAUGUGUCUACAUACAGUGUGGCUGUGUAAAACAUCGCCUUGUCUUGAUGUGGCCAGUGUCAUUCCCGUGGCCCCUUUCAGUUGCUGUUUCGGAAUGAGUUGAUUCUGUUCUAACAGAGACUCUAAUCCUGUGGAUGAUCCACAGUGGCCCAGUUUCACAAUUUUAUCUUUUUUUGAUGUAAAUACAGUUUUAUUCUUAUUUUUUAACUGGAUUACAUUUUUUAUUUUGAUUUACUUUUCCCGGACCCGCCCGUAUUUGAAUUUGGGAACUCUCUUCUUUCCACCCUUCACAGUCUCUUCCUCCCACCCAGUGCCUAGAUACGUUAUUCUUGGGACAAUCACAGAAGUUCAUCAUCAGCUGCUGCACUUUUUUGCCUCCUUGUUGUUGUGCUUCUGCUCCUGCUGGCUGUUUAUUCACUACCUCCCUAAAUGUUUGUUUGAUUUUCAUUUAUAACAUGAGCACAGGUUUCUCCAUGGAUAGAGUACAGUUAUCUGUUCUUUUGUGUUCUAGCGCAGUAGUUUGAUGGUUGCACUUGAUGCCAGUAAACAGCCAUUUUAGUUGAAUUUAUUGCUGCACCAAAUAGUUACAUUAAGCCAUACAACAAAAAUAUACUACAGACACAUAUUUUUGUGUCAUCCCUGUAAAAAAAAUAUGAUCCUUUGUCCCAUAAUUGAUGCAAAUUAUAUAAUUAUGUUUUUAAAAUAUAUAUUUGUUUCCUUUUUGUAAAACUGUCUUGUACAUGUGGAUAGAAUUGUUUUGUUUGCAUUGUUUUGCCAUGAUGACUUGUCAUCACAAAGACUGUAUUUGUCAUUUUGAACAGUGAAGUUCACCUUCACUUCAGGUAGACAUUAGAGUUCUACCUUUACUUUUCCUAUCUUUGCCUCCAUCUCUGAUGCCAGGCUUCAGUGGUGGGGGUAUUGGGGGAGGGGUCGGAGGUCCUGCUUCAGCUCCUCCCCGUCCAUUUCGUCCCAGCCGAUAUGUCCCCGUUUCAGCUGCCACUUUAUUCCUUGUUGGGUCCACCACUCUCUUCUUCUGUUUUACGUGUCCAUGGUUAUCGGAACACGUAUCUUCUGUUGUUCCCAUCUAUGUUGCUGUAAUGUUUCUUUUUACUCUUUCCAACUUCUGCAUGGCCACUUUUAUGGAUCCUGGCAUUUUCCCCAGAGCGGAGGAAGAUGAGGACAAAGAGGACGACUUCAGAGCACCACUCUAUAAGACUGUUGAGGUAAAGGGCAUUCAGGUUCGCAUGAAAUGGUGUUCAACAUGCCGCUUUUAUCGUCCUCCAAGAUGCUCACAUUGUUCAGUGUGUGACAACUGUGUUGAGGAUUUUGAUCACCACUGCCCUUGGGUUAACAACUGCAUUGGACGACGAAACUAUAGAUAUUUUUUUCUAUUUUUGCUGUCACUUACUACACAUAUCAUAGAUGUUUUUUGCUUCGGAUUGGUUUACGUUUUACAUCAUCGCCAUGAGCUGGAUACACCACAUUCAGUUGUCACUAUGGCUGUGAUGUGUGUAGCUGGAUUAUUUUUUGUGCCAGUCGCAGGUUUGACUGGAUUCCACAUUGUUCUGGUGGCUCGUGGGAGAACUACAAACGAACAGGUGACAGGGAAAUUUCGAGGAGGCGUCAAUCCUUUUACUAAUGGCUGUUUGAGAAACAUUACAUAUGUCCUGUGCAGAUCUCAAGCCCCGAGAUAUUUGGGUCGUUGGCAUAGUCCUCAAGAAUUGGAAAUACAACCUCCUUUUCUUAGGCCAUCUCUUACUGAAGCCCAACUAGAAGCUAAAGUCCUGGACAAUGGCAUACAGAAUGACAGGCACAGCUCCCGGUCGAAAAGUAGUUUAGGUCCCAAUGAAAGUCAAUCAGCAGAUGCCGAACCUCCGCCUCCUCCAAAACCUGAUUUUCGGUAUCCUGGCCUUCCUCGUGCAGACACCGAGGAGAGUAGUUUGUUGACUGACGCACCUCCCACUCCUUCAAUGUUCAAGUAUAGACCUGCAUGCAACAGCCCAGGGAGGAAUCACAAUACUCAGCAAAACAAGAUAAUUCGUGGUGAAAGUUUGGACUCUCCUUCUCCAACUAUCCUCCAGUCCAGUCGUCAUCCAAGCUACCGCUCUGAGCCCAGCAGCCUGGAUGGGGCCACAGUGGUGGGGGGAGGUGCAGGUGUGCGCAGAGGGGGAGGGGACAGAGGUGAGGGUCCUGGGGGCUCUGGCAUCCCUGCUGGUGGGGUGUCUGGCUACUCUCUGACUGGGCGCUCCUACACCUCCUACCCAUCAUCUCUGGUCCUGUCCACCGGUUCUCACUCCUCCAGUAUACGCUCCGCUCACACAGCGCACAACCCUCUUGCCACACUUCAGUCAGAAGGCACCACAGACACCAGCUACAAAAGCCUGGCAAAUCAGACUCCUCGGAAUGGCAGCCUAUCCUACGACAGCCUGCUGACCCCUUCUGAGAGCCCGGAGUUUGAGUCUGCUGCCCAUGAGCUGUCGCCACAGAAACCUCAUGCUCCAUUUCAUUUGACUGGGGUCACACUCAGAGGCCAGUCUGAGAUGAUGUCCCCUGGGAGUCCCCUACAGGGAUACACAUCACCUUUCCUCUCGGCUCAAAUAGCCCAGCAGAGGGAAGGCCAGCUGCUCCAGGGCUCUGCCACUUUCUCCUCCCCCCACAGGGCUUACCUGCGUGCAGUCAGCCCCACCCCUCCCUCUUCCUCUGGGCCUCCAGAAGCCCACCCACUAAUCCAUCGUCACCGUACGCCUUCCACCUCUUCCUCUUCGCCGGGGGUUCGUUCAUUAGAUCCUCCUGUGUCUCCACCGCCGCGCAGCCUCUCCCUCGCCAAGUCCCAGCCCUAUAGUGGCGAGUCAGGGCAUCAGCCCAAGCCUCGUCCCACUGGGGGCACUGCAGGAGGACAUCAGGCUCCACUAUCCAGCUCCCGUUCGGUCAUGACCAAUCACACAUCAUCUAAGCCUGGAGUGAAGAAGGUCACAGGCGUUGGAGGGACCACCUAUGAGAUAUCGGUUUAAUUCAGACACUGUUGCUUUGUACUGAGCUGGAUAUUAUUCAUUUGGUGAGUGCCUCAGAAGGACUGUUGGUGCUCCUGGUACUGACUGUAAUGCAGUAUUUGUGAUAUCACUUGUCAUGAUGCCAGUUGUUCCAAUUUGAACAAAGGACCUUUAUCACAGCAAGAUGUUCUGGAACAAUUGACUGAUCCUCACAGCGGUUUGAUCAACAUUGGAGUUUAUGCAGUACAUUAGCACAUAUCAUCAGUAAUGGCUGAGAUGAGGAUGGCCUUUAAUGAGUGGAUGAAAAACAAAAAACAUCAGAUAAUGACUGUUGACCAAUCACCACCACCAUCUUUUCCAAUAACUGUUAUUUUUUCUGUGUGAAUGAAUGGACCACAAAGCAUUUAUUUCUGUAAAGGAUCAAGGAGUCCAGCUAUGACAUCAUCAUUAUUUAGUUUUAUAAUUAUUUUUAAUAGUAUUUUAUACAUGUAUUACAUCUGCUUCUUGGGACAAAGUGUGUUAGGAUGUUUAGAGAAUGACCUCUCGUGUAAGAUAGAAAGAGAUUUAUAAUCAGUUGCCUGUAAAAUAUUGAUGGCUGCAUCAGCCCAGUUUUGCUGGUAUCCUUGUUAUGGUGAGCUUUUGAAUUUUUAUUGUGGAAAUAGAGACUAGUUUUUAUAGCCACAAAGAAAUUUAAAUUUUGGCACAAGCAACUUAUGGAAUGUAUGUUUGCGACGCUGAUGCUAGAGACAUUAUGCAAAAUGAAAUUGAAGCUUUAAAAUCAUGUCAUUUGUUGAUCCCAACACUAGCUGCAGUUUUUGUAAGGCCAGCCAAAAAGGGUCGUAAGGGUAACGUCUUAUUUAUUUUGGAAAAUAAUUAAAACUUUUAUAAUACUAGACCUAAUUUUAUUUUUGUUUGAAUAAUAUUUCAAGAAGAUGUUUUCAAUUUAUAAAACCUAAAUCAAGUCACUUUUUUUCCAAUUUGGAACUGGCCAUUUUGCUUUGCAUAGUUAAGGAAUUCUGUAUUUUUUAUGUUUUCUUAUGCUUUUUGAUGUACCAUUUUCCUAUUAAGAAUUGUUUGCCUUUGUUGUUGUCAUGUUCGAAUAGGUACAGUUAUUUUCUACAUUGGCAAUGCUUUAAAAUGAAAAUGGGUUGGUGAGGCUUAGAGCUGGGCAUUAUUUAUUAUUUUAUUUGCCCACUACAGUGUUCGCAGUAGAAUGUAAAAGCGAUUAGCAGCACAACUCUGGGGAGAGGGAAAACCUGGAAGCACCUACGUUUCAUUUAAGCCAAUUUAGUGUGUGUUCAGGUCUUGGCUCUCCCCUGGCUGUAGGUUUUAUGAGCAUGUAACUUUUCUUUGUUCUGAAUGCAUAGUGGUAAGAAUACUGUCAGAUGCCCAUUUGUCCUUGUAUGGGUGGACCCUUCACUAAAGGCACAAGAAGCCAUUGUGUGGAAAUAAAACAAAACCUGUGUUAUUCUUGUAUGAAAAAAACAUUGAUAUUGCAAUUGUACGCUGUGAUGACUGUGUUCCACAAAUGUGUAACAAAUACAUUUCCAAAAUGGCCUUAUGAAUUUUUUAAAAUGAUGUCUCAAAAUAAAAAGGUCACAAUGAUGAUGAUGAGU